AUGAAUUUCCGGCCUUGGCUUCGCUUGCUCCUUGCGCUGCGCGUGGGCCUUCUCGUUGAUGGAAGCAAGGUGGGUGCUGCUCGGGGAAGCAGCCAACUGCAGGAAGCUUACACUCGCUCGACUCUGAGCUCUCUGGGCUCCCUCGCAACAGAACUUGCGGAUUCAGAGUCGGUUCUGUCGAAGGAGGCGGGGCCACUGACGGAGGAGCUCCAGGCCCAGGGCUUCUCAGCUGUGACGGUCCCCAUCGGCCCCGGCGUGAUCCUGUCGAUUGCCGUUUUCAGCCUGCUCUUCACCGCGCACGAAGCCUUCGUGGCUGCAGGGGCAAAGCCCUUGCUGGCAAACCACGAGAAGCCCAACAGCCUACCGUUGCAAUGCACGUUUGCGAUAUAUUGGCUCCUCGUGAUGGUGAACUUUUCAAUGCUUGUGCCGGUGUCUCUGGAUUACGCACUGGCCAUGGGACAUUCCGCUACUGCCAGUGGGGUUUUCCUCGGUGCGCCCAUGGUUUUCGCACUGCUUGGCACGAUGCUGGGGAGGCCCCUCACAAGCGAAGUGAACUGGGACCAGCCUUUCGGUCGAUAUUUGAAUCUCGGCUGCCAAGGGUUGGCGUUUGCUGGCAACUUGGUCCUGGCGUUUUUGAUGCAAGCGGCAUCGCAGUGGAGCGAUGAGACGAGGAAGACGUCCUUCUGGUGCUUCCUCCUCGUAAACGGCGCAAACCAAUUCUUCCAGGCCCUCCCGAUCGUGUGCUGGACGACCAUGUGGAAUGUCGUCACGCCGAACAGCCAGAAGACGCUCUGGAGCAUGAUCACCAUCACGUGUCGCAACUCCGGCUUCAUUGUGGGCCCAGUGUGCUUCGUGGCACUCAGCUUCUCAGUGCGGAGUGGGCGCGACAUUUCUCCCAUCAGCAUGAUGGGCUGGUCCUUCGUUGGACUCGCGAUGUUUCAAGCUUUGGUGCUGACGACCGCGUCUCUCUGCUUGCCGACGGUGGUCUCGCCUCCGGAGGAGGAUGGAAAAGCUGCGGAUGAGGAUCAAGACGCGGAGCUGAGCCCAGAGGAGCUGCCGCCAGAGUCGCGACAGGAGAUUGUGAGCAACAUCAUCAUCUACUGCUACGAGCGGGCCUUCACCAUCGCCGCGGUCGAGGUCUCCACAAUGAUGCUCUUAGAAGUGCAAUAUGGGUGGUCGAAAGAGGCCUGUGGAGCGUCCUUCAUGAUGGUCGGGGCGGCCACUGUGGCCACAACCAUCGUCUCCAGCAUUGCGUUGAGCAGGAAGUGGGUGAGAGAGUCUUGGCUCUUCCUGGGAUCCACCUUGAUCUCCCUUUCUGGCGUCUUCCUGCUCUUUGACUGGCGAUUUCCAUUCGGGGGUGGGAUCCUGCUCUUCGCCGACUCUUUGGUCUACGCCUUCUCGGGCGUCUCCAAUGGCAUUGCCCAGGGUUGGGCCGCCCGGGCGGCCAUGAAGGGAACGAGCUACGACAUCCGAACCUAUCGGGUGCAGAACGCGGCGGCGAUCCAGAUCAGCAGGUUCCUUGUCCCCAUCUUCACCCGCUUUAUCCUGGACUUCGGAGGCCAGAACAUCUACGCCCUGGUUCAGCUGCUCAUGUGCGCCCUGGGCACCUCCACCGUCUGGCGCACCGUCACCCUGGUCUGGCGCAGGGGCGCGAAGGACGACCAGGAGGCUAGCAAGAGUUCAAACACCGAGCCUGUACAGAACACCUCUAAGGGCAAGGAGUGUACUCAGUGUACCUAG
This is a messenger RNA of Symbiodinium natans, 1740 nucleotides long. The record is from the annotation of a GenBank genome assembly. Lineage: Eukaryota; Dinophyceae; Suessiales; Symbiodiniaceae.